Molecule: messenger RNA, 688 nt
Organism: Vicia villosa (hairy vetch)
Lineage: Eukaryota; Viridiplantae; Streptophyta; Magnoliopsida; Fabales; Fabaceae
Exons: 4
Coding region: 133-468 (111 amino acids)
Source: RefSeq, a predicted model, not a curated record
UUAAGUAACAUUUGUAUUUCAGAGUGGGAUCACUGAUCCACUGGAAUAUCCCCUUGCACUAGACGCAUUGUUGGGAAAAAGUUUGCUUUCAAGAUUAAUUGGAACCCUCGCUUUAAAAAUGGUUUUGUUGUCAUGUAUCUCCGGGACAAACAAAUAAUUGAUCAACUUGAAGGAAAAGAUGUUGCCAUUGGUUCUGAAGUGACUUUUCCCAUCCUUGAGGCCACUACUCAAUCGGAUAUGAAAUUGGAGAGCAUUGGCGAGGAUGUUUCGUUGGAUAAUUUACAACCUCAAACGGAAGGAGAAAUCUCCUCUGGAGCUAUUCCAGAUCCGGUCACAUCUUUCGGAAAUGUCAAGAGGAUGCCUCCCGAAGACGCGGUUGAAUCACCGUUGCAAACUCUCGGCGAAGGUGACCUAUCAUCAACUAAGGUCAAGAAGGUGGCCAAGCGUGGCAAAAAAUCUGCAACUUAAACCAUCUUUUCCUUGUCACCAACAUAACCAAUCUUUUGUAUGUCAUUUUAGAUAAUUUUUUUGUUAAAAAGUCUAAACGUAACACAAGUAUCAGUUGUACUGUUUAGUGGAUGUACAAGGUUUAUAACCAUUCAUAUUUUCUUUUUACUUCCUACUCUGUGUAAUUCUAAAUUUUAGACAGUACCUAUUGUUUCUAAGGGUAGAAGCCGUUGAACUUUAA